Molecule: messenger RNA, 2081 nt
Organism: Nothobranchius furzeri (turquoise killifish)
Lineage: Eukaryota; Metazoa; Chordata; Actinopteri; Cyprinodontiformes; Nothobranchiidae
Source: RefSeq, a predicted model, not a curated record
UGACUUGAGCCGAGGAGGACAUCUGCAGAGCUCAGCGCAAACCCACAGACUGUCGGUGAUCCAGAUGUGAAACAGCUCCAGGCUGCAGCCACGAACUCCACGGCAGCUCACGAUGUCUGCAGAGAUACUAAAUGUUCCUGGACCAGAUGGAACAACUCAGAGCUCCAUGAUAGGAGGCAGCAAACCUUUACAUCGAUUCUUGAAGGGACAUCCCAAGAUUACUGGUGUAUGACACACACACACACACACACACACACACACACACACACACACACACACACACACACACACACACACACACACACACACACACACACACACACACACACACACACACAUUCUGAGGAAGUUUCCUGACCCAAGACAUGCAGAAUAAUUCAACAGGAAACCAGGUAAGAAGAAAACAAAUGUUUUAUUGAGGGUUGGCCUUCAAAACGAGGCGAGGGAGAACAGAGCUCCAGGAAUGGUCUGAAAAAUGGUCUAUUAAGUCAGAAAGAGAGGCCAACGGCUUGAGAUUGUGCAGGACGUGAGAUCUUACUGCUUUGUGCUGGGCUGGAGAUGAGAGGGGAGGGAUGUCCGGUUCUGAGAGUGAGUGGCGAGAAACAGCCUCCAAGGGUUCAGGUGGGAAACAGGUGAGCGGUGGGAGAGCGAGCCAGUCAGGGUCGAAGCUGUGACUUGGCUUGAGAUGAGAUCCUUCUGAGUUAUGGCAGUGGUUGUUAUGUGGAGAUGAGUACCUGAGGUCAUGCUCAAGAAAUGUGUUAUUCAGAGUCCCAAGAGACAAACGUUCUAUAACUAGAGACAAACUAGAAGCAUAAGACUGAACUACAGAAACAACAACAAUCACCCAAAGUGAACAAACAUCUGACAGAGUGUAGUAGUCUCAGUCCUCCUUAUAUCCCUGGUCGGUUGAUGGAUUGAUGAGCUGCAGCUGUCUCGUCCUCCGGAUCCGCUCACCUGCCGUGACACACACAUGCAAACAUUCCACAAAUAAGAAAGGAGUGUUAAAGAGGUCAUGUCAUUUAGCCCUUUUCUCCCAGAUCAUCAUUCUGAUCAUCGGCUUUUCCUACAUCAAUUAUUCCAUCUCCGUGGCUUUUGUCUACAUCGACGUGAAGCCGUUCGUCCUAAAUGAUGUAUUCAUCGGAACACUGCUGCUCAUUACUGGGACUCUGUUUAUCGUGGCGGGGCGCAACACCACGAAGAAAACUGUAACGGCGUCAUUAGCUCUGAGCAUUGUGUCCACUUUAUGCAUAGCCUGGUUUCUUUUUCAAUCCCUGGGAGAAGUGCACUUCUACUUUAUUUAUGACCACCACAACAACCACUAUGAACACUUGGAUCACAACGACACGACGGAUCACAACGACACCUACAGCUCACCAUCAAGUCCUCCCGACGAUCCUGCAAUGGAGGCGACCCUACUUUUACUCUUUAUGUUCUACGGUUUUGUUGCUCUCGUUGUUGUCAUCGUCAUGUCGGCGCUGGCCGGGGCAGCCCUGCGAUCAACGAAAAGUCAGGCCAUCGUGAGGAUGACUGUGGCAGCGUCUGAAACACCUGCAGAAUGACAAGGACGGUCUGAAGCGUGACAAAUCAAGAUGUAAAAAUCCAAGAUGUGUGUGUCCUUAUUUUGCUUUUAGAGCUAAAACCACUUCUUGCACGUUUGGCUGCGGCAGCAUAACUAAAGAUUUGCGGGGAGUUGUUUUCAGUUGCUUUAACCAGAACUCCGUCAGAGCUUAAAACCGCUUUUCCCACCAGAAUCAACAAACUGAUGAACUUUACCCACAGAGCACAGGUCACUAGCUGCUCAUCGUACUUGCACAGCCUUUUAUAACAAAAAAAAAAACAUUUUAAGGAUCAGUUAAACUGAGUUAAUAUUGUUAAGUAAACUAGUGUUUUAGUUGUGCAUAUCGGCCAAAUCUGAGGUUUACAGAUCAUUUGUAGAAACUGCAUUUCUGUUUCUGUAGUGACGUAUGUUUUGACUUUGUCUAAUAGGACUAAAAAAACAAAAUGAGCAUUUGAAGUGAAAUUAAAUGAAAUCUUCUUUUUUUAUCUGUUAAAAAUUUGAUUAAAACAACAAAAACGUUUGA